UCCCCGGUCCCCUCAGCCCACCACGGCCAAACCACCGGGGCCGGCGGCCGGGCCCCGCCGCCCGCGCGCCGUCACUCGCGGCGGCCCCGCGCAGCCGUUGCUGCCGCCCCCGCAACGGUCCGGAUCCCCGGCCCGCGGCGGCCCGGGGAAGGACCACGAAGCCUCCGCCAACGCAGCCCACUCCGGCGGCAAGCGCCGCGCUCCUCCUCCCUCACCCGGCCGAACGGGUGGCGCUGAGCGGGGCACCGCGGGCCCGUCCGAGCCCGGAACGAUGCUGCUGCGGCCGCGGGGACGCGCCGGGCCUCAGCGAAACGCUGCACAUCCCACCCUUUCCCCUCCCCGCUCCCGGCCGCCGGACCUGGCUGGCGGCGGCUUCCGGCGGGGAGGGCGUUCAGCGCCAUGGGGCGGCAGCGGCUGUUCCUGGAGGUGGCAGCGGAGGGGCUGGUGGCCGCCUGCCCGGGCCAGGCGCGGUUCCUGCUAUAGCGAAUGUGGAUUAGAAAGGACAUGUCCUUACUGCUUCCAGUUCCUGGUUCCUGAUAGCCACAGAGUGCGUCUCAAACCAAAGAUGAAAGUGACUCCACAGAUAGAGAAAAUUCUUAAACGGGAGAAGAAGAACCAUAAACUUAAUAUGAAACAGACAAAGCUUUUGAAAAAGUACAGGGAGUCAAGCAGUGUUCUGCUGGUUACUUGCAACUUAUGCAACAAAACAACAAGACAUUGUGGUAAAAGCAGGGAUUUUCUGGCUACCAGGACACAAAAUUUUGGCACUCCAAGUAUUAAAUCUAACCCGAGGACACCAGAUGUAAAAAUUCAGUCUGCAAACAAAGUGACACCUGUAAGCUGCAAUAGGUUGGGAUCUAAAGGGAACAGUCCCUCAUCACUCCCCAGAACACGUGUAUCCGGACAGAUGACAACCAACUCUGCUUCCAAGACUCCCCGAAACUCCAAAUUCCACUUUUCUAAGCUAAAACAGAUGCUUAACCUAGAAGAAAAAGAGAAAAGCCAGAAGGCAGAUUUUAAAACUUUCUUGACUUUACUUUAGUUAUACAUUAUUUCAAAGUAAUAAAGAUUACAGCAAUAA
Messenger RNA from Grus americana (Whooping crane), 1081 nucleotides. RefSeq names its product chromosome 2 C18orf21 homolog (gene RMP24). The transcript has 4 exons. The record is from RefSeq and is a predicted model, not a curated record. NCBI's taxonomy places the organism in Eukaryota, Metazoa, Chordata, Aves, Gruiformes, Gruidae. Bases 272 to 1042 code for a protein of 256 amino acids.